AGAAUCGUUUGGCGUGGUGCUGAUGAACAGCUCAGUGGUUCAGCCUCAGGCUCAGACUCUUUCUGCACCAUCGCCAUCCAGAACAGCAGCAUCCAUCCCGAACCGAACCGCGCGCGCAGCUCCUACCAAGCCGAACCAUGUCCAAAAAGGAGGAAAAACCAGGAGAGCAGAAAAAUGAAUCGGAGUCAAAUUGGAAACAUGCCAUUUAUAAUCCGAAUACGGGGGAAUUUGUGGGGCGCACUGCCAGCAGCUGGGGUCUGAUCCUGCUCUUCUACCUGGUUUUCUACGGUUUCCUGGCUGGAAUGUUCACUCUCACCAUGUGGGCCUUGCUCCAGACUCUGGAUGACAAUGUCCCUAAAUAUAGCGACCGUGUCCCCUCGCCAGGGCUGGUUAUCAGACCGAGCUCGAUGGAAAUAGUUUAUAACAGAUCAGAUCCUCUACAGUAUCAGCAGCAUGUGGAGCAUCUGGAGACUCUCCUGCAGCAGUAUAAUGAUACGGAGCAGGUGAAGAACGAGCUGUGUCUGGCGGGUCAGUACUAUGAGCAGGACGGGUCAGAUGAGAAGAAGGUGUGUCAGUUCAGAAGGAGUUCCCUGGGGUUCUGUUCUGGUCUCACUGACUCCAGCUACGGGUACCGGGAGGGACAACCCUGCAUCAUCGUCAAAAUGAACCGGAUUAUUGGCCUGAAGCCAAGUGGAGACCCGUUCAUUAACUGCACGGCGAAGGGUGAGAGUCAGGUGCAGGUGCAGUAUUUUCCGCAGGAGGGACGAAUUGACCGCAUGUACUUUCCUUACUACGGGAAAAAAGCUCACGUGGGGUACGUGCAGCCGCUGGUGGGGGUGAAGCUGAUGCUGAGGAAGGAGGACUACAGUAAGGAGCUGAUGGUGGAGUGCAGGGUGGAGGGAUCCAACCUCAAGAACAACGACGAGCGAGACAAGUUCCUCGGGCGCGUUUCCUUCAGGGUGCUGGUGACCGAGUAACACACUAAUACAAACACACACACACACACACACACUACACACACACAUACUACACACUUUACAUUAAACACUACACACACACACAGCCAGCACUGCCACUCUCUCCUGGGGCCUGACCGAUAUGUUUUUAUGAUUUUUAACCGAUGUGAUCAAUAAUAAUUACCGUAUAUCUUAUUAUAUAUCAUUUUGUACGUCCAAAAACGUGUUUCCAAUUUUUUCAAACCACGUAGUUUCAACUGAAAGGACAUAUUGAAUUUUUAACGCCCACAAUUUUUACUCUUUAGUAAAACCAA
Astyanax mexicanus (Mexican tetra) is the source of this 1270-nucleotide messenger RNA. It is a transcript of the gene atp1b3a, whose product is annotated as ATPase Na+/K+ transporting subunit beta 3a. The record is from RefSeq and is a predicted model, not a curated record. The transcript is spliced from 7 exons. Gene Ontology annotation, cellular component: sodium:potassium-exchanging ATPase complex. Bases 138 to 977 code for a protein of 279 amino acids. Gene Ontology annotation, molecular function: ATPase activator activity. NCBI's taxonomy places the organism in Eukaryota, Metazoa, Chordata, Actinopteri, Characiformes, Acestrorhamphidae. Gene Ontology annotation, biological process: intracellular sodium ion homeostasis; intracellular potassium ion homeostasis; potassium ion import across plasma membrane.